Molecule: messenger RNA, 792 nt
Organism: Leptosomus discolor (cuckoo roller)
Lineage: Eukaryota; Metazoa; Chordata; Aves; Leptosomiformes; Leptosomidae
Source: RefSeq, a predicted model, not a curated record
AUGCUCUUCAGCCUCAAGUACAUGGGCAUGACGCUGGUGGAGCAGCCCAAGGGAGAGGAGCUCUCUGCGGCCGCCGUCAAAAGGAUCGUGGCCACUGCAAAAGCAAGUGGAAAGAAACUGCAGAAAGUGACUCUGAAAGUCUCGCCCAGAGGGAUCGUGUUAAACGACAGCGGAACGAACGAGCUGAUCGAGAACGUCUCCAUAUACAGGAUAUCCUACUGCACAGCAGACAAGAUCCACGAUAAAGUGUUUGCCUACAUUGCCCAGAACCAGCUCAAUGAGAACCUGGAGUGCCAUGCCUUCCUCUGUACCAAACGGAAAAUGGCACAAGCGGUCACCCUCACCGUAGCUCAAGCCUUCAAAAUCGCGUUUGAGUUAUGGCAGGCGGCUAAGGAAGAGAAGGAGAAGCGGGAAAAGUCCAUCUUGGAAGGAGAAGCAACGAGCAGCUCCAGCUCAGAAGCCCCUGCCCACCACGACACACCAGCAGCCACGGGGAACUUGCUGGAUUUAGAAGAUCCUGCCAAAUCGCCCCUGACCAGCAGCGCAAACUCCCCUCACUUAGAUAACAGCAUGUUUGGGCCGAGCUCCUCUGUAAAUAACAACGUGGUGUGGGAAAUGGAUGACGGUCUCGACGAGGCGUUUUCAAGGCUGGCUCAGUCGAGAACAAACCCUCACGUCCUUGACACGGGACUGACGGCUCAAGACAUCCAGAGUGCAGAAACGCUCUCACCUGUAGACUGGAACAAAAUGGAUUCCAACACAGGCGAGAAAGAUGAUCUGUUCAUGUUUUGA